GAAGCUAGCAGCAGAGGCCGACUACACGGACGUGUCUCUGACGGCGGCGGAGCGUGUGCGGGCGCUGGGGAAGAUGGGCUACAGCGUGGAGAUCAACGAGGACAUCGAGCCGAGACGUUACUUCCGCUCCGGCGUGGAGAUGGAGCGGAUGGCGGCGGUUUACCUGGAGGAGGGCAGUCUGGAGAACGCCUACGUCCUCUACACCAAGUUCAUCACGCUGUUUGUGGAGAAGCUGCCCGGUCACAGAGACUACCAGCAGUGCAGCGUCCCCGAGAAGCAGCUCAUCAUGAAGAAACUUCAGGAAGUCGCGUUUCCUCGUAAAGACGAGUUGAAGAAACGUCUUCAGGAAAAAUACAGCAGGGAACACAGCGAGUACCUCAGAGCCCAGAGCCAGCCCGUGGUGGUGGAUGGGUGUGACCAGCAGCUGCAGCGACUCUCCCUAUUGGACGAUGACAGGAGGCGUUUCCUGAUGUUGGAGGAGGAGAAACAGCGAGUCGCCGCUCUGCGACGGAUGCAGAUAGAAUCCGAACAGUUCAGAUACUUUGAGGACCAGCUGAGGCGGCAGGAACUGGCCAAUAGGAGAGAAGAGGAGGCAGAGCCAAAGGCGGACAACAAAGUGCCUGAGGUGACAGACGGCUCCUGUCUGUCCAAGAAGCCAAUCAGAAACAACGUUCGGACUCAAGGGGCGGAUCCUAACAGGAACAGGCCACAAGCUCCCAUCAGCCAACCAGCCGCCACGCUGGCUGGAGUACACACUCAGAGAGUGGAGGGUCUGAGGCGGGUGGUAAUUCCCAGAGAUCUGACAUAUCGUUUCCUCCUGCUCGCCGACUCGAACACAACUCGAGGAAUCGAGACUUGUGGAGUCCUCUGUGGACGACUGACGCACAACGAGUUCAUGUUGACCCACGUCGUCAUCCCCAAACAGUCGGCUGGUCCUGAUUUCUGCGACAUGGAGAACGUGGAGGAACUGUUCAGUUUCCAGGACCAACAGAACCUGCUGACACUCGGCUGGAUUCAUACUCAUCCCACUCAGACGGCCUUCCUCUCCAGUGUCGACCUCCACACACACUGUUCAUAUCAGCUGAUGCUGCCGGAGGCCAUCGCCAUCGUCUGCGCACCCAAACACAACGAUACUGGUGUGUUCAAGCUAACGGGUUCGGGGAUGUCGGAGGUUUCUGGCUGCAGACUGAAAGGUUUCCAUCCUCACUCCAAGGAGCCAGCUCUCUUUACUGUGUGCAAACAUGUGGUGGUGAAAGAAUCAAAAAUCAGCUUGUUGGACCUCAGGUGACAGACAGGGGUCGCUGUCUGUCCGUUUACUGAAAAGCUGUUUGUCCUUUGAAACUGUGAAUGUGUGUGUGUGUGUGAGUGUGUGUGCAUGUGUGUGUGAGCAGAUGAGGGAAAUUAAACUUUUUUGAAGGAAACGUUUUAACACAUUCAGCGUUCAGGUUUCUGGGCCUUUUUGUGAGAUUUGUUCUACAAAAUGUAUUUGUGCUUUUGUAAUCAGCUCCUGGUUGUACUUUGAUAUAAAUUUAUAUUUUUGCUGUUUUAUUUUGCUGCAUCAGAAUUCUCCUGCGGUGUAAGAUGUGACGUGUUGUAAUGAAGAACAAAUACAAAGUUUUUUGUGAAA
This is a messenger RNA of Labrus bergylta (ballan wrasse), 1627 nucleotides long. NCBI's taxonomy places the organism in Eukaryota, Metazoa, Chordata, Actinopteri, Labriformes, Labridae. The record is from RefSeq and is a predicted model, not a curated record.